AUGGACCCCACCAACGACCCCAAUUUCACGCCCCCUUCUCUCAACAGAGAUAUCGAGCCGCCCGCAGAUUCCUCCAAAAUCCCCGCGAACAUUCCUAUCGAACAACUUGUAUUGGCAGAUAUGGGUGAGAAAGUGGAUGCCCCCACCCCGCACCCGUCGGUAUCGUCCCAAACCGGGCGCCAGGAAACGCAAGGAUCCAUAUACCAGUCCAAAAUCCCGCGCAUACACACGGAUUUGAUGGACUCUCUGAGCGACGAAGAAAUUACCAAGCCCGUAAAAACUGUCUUGCCGCCGUCCAUCAAAGUGAGGCUGACCCAAAUUGCAGAUUUGGAGGAGGUUCCGCAUGGUAUCCAGAGACAGGCCAAGGACUUGAAGAACUACCAGUUCCCAACCCAUAGACUAGCCACCACACUCUUGGACGAGUCCAAGCAUCCUUUGGUUGUGGUUGCGUGCGGAUCGUUCUCCCCGAUUACAUACUUGCACCUCAGAAUGUUCGAGAUGGCGUUGGACGCCAUCAGCGAGCUGACCCGUUUCGAGGUCAUUGGCGGCUAUUAUUCGCCAGUGUCAGAUAACUACAAGAAACAGGGCUUGGCACCCUCUCACCAUCGUGUGCGCAUGUGCGAGUUGGCAUGCGAGAGAACAUCGUCAUGGCUCAUGGUGGACUCGUGGGAGCUGUUGCAAAUAAAAUAUACUAGAACCGCACUUGUCUUGGAUCAUUUUAACGAAGAAUUAAAUGUCAAGCGCGGCGGGAUCACCACUAAGUCCGGCGAACAGCGCGGGGUCAAGAUCAUGCUUUUGGCUGGCGGAGACUUGAUCGAGUCAAUGGGGGAGCCAGACGUCUGGGCGGACCAAGAUCUACACCAUAUCUUGGGUAAGUAUGGCUGUCUUAUCGUGGAGCGCACUGGUGCCGAUGUGCGGAGCUUUUUGUUGAGUCACGACAUCAUGUACGAGCAUCGCCGCAAUGUCUUGGUGAUCAAGCAGCUCAUCUAUAACGAUAUUUCGUCGACCAAAAUCCGGCUUUUCAUCCGAAGAGGCAUGUCUGUGCAGUAUUUGUUGCCAAACUCUGUCAUCCGCUACAUCCAAGAGCAUAAACUAUACAUCAACGAAACUGAGCCGGUGAAGCAAGUCCUAAACGAUAAAGGCGACUGA
This is a messenger RNA of Metschnikowia bicuspidata var. bicuspidata NRRL YB-4993, 1149 nucleotides long. RefSeq names its product nicotinamide-nucleotide adenylyltransferase. Gene Ontology annotation, molecular function: nicotinamide-nucleotide adenylyltransferase activity; nicotinate-nucleotide adenylyltransferase activity. Gene Ontology annotation, biological process: NAD+ biosynthetic process. The transcript has a single exon. Bases 1 to 1149 code for a protein of 382 amino acids. The record is from RefSeq and is a predicted model, not a curated record. Lineage: Eukaryota; Fungi; Ascomycota; Pichiomycetes; Serinales; Metschnikowiaceae.